Molecule: messenger RNA, 1523 nt
Organism: Paralichthys olivaceus (Japanese flounder)
Lineage: Eukaryota; Metazoa; Chordata; Actinopteri; Pleuronectiformes; Paralichthyidae
Source: RefSeq, a predicted model, not a curated record
CGUAUCCCAGACUGCACCGGGGCAGAGGAGGCUCCAGACAGAACAGACCGGAGGUUCAGGGAAAAACCUCUGCCUGGAUGUCCUGGAGCUCGUAAAGAGCAGUUCCUGCAGAGUCUGAUCACAGCUCUGCAGCUGGAAGCAAAGCAUGCUGGGAGUCUGAGUCCCUACCAGGCUGCAAACACACCUCCUUCUGAUGCUCCCUCUCUUUUAUCAAACCCUCCAUCCUCCACCACUCCAUCCUCCUCCUCCUCCUCCUCCUCUCCCCUGAACAUCUCUCCCUCUGCUGCUCCCUCUGCUGCGGACUCCUCCGGCCCAGAGGAGGUGUUGCAGUGGCAUUUCACUCGGCUGGACGUGGACUCCAGUGGCGUGCUCAGCGAACGCGAGGCUCGACCCCUUCGUCAGUUCCUGCGACGGAGGCUGAGGCCGAGACGCUGCGCCAAGAAGUUCGUUCAGUACUGCGACAGAGACGGAGACCGAGGCCUGACACUGGAGGAGCUGAGGGCCUGCCUGGCUCUCUGAGGUCGAAGCCACAGAGACGAAUCAGCCGACGCCAAAGGUCAACUCCUUCACUUGCAGCUCCGACGAACAGCUGAUCUUCAUCCAUCAUCUUCAUCACAGGAGGUUUUGUUCCUUCUCGCCCUCCAGACGCUGCAAAGGUUCAUCAUUCAUCAAACUGUCUCUGUGAUGUCAUCUGUGGUCAAAUCAACAUUUAAAGUAUUUAUUUCAAACCUUCGUGAUGUUUGGAUUCUCGUGUUGUUGCAAAACUCAAACAUCAUCUCACUGAUGUUUCCGUCCGUCCUUCUCUGAAUCCUUCCCUUCUUUCCUUGACUCCUUCCUCCUCCUCCCGGUUGCUUCUUUUGUUACAUCACUUCCUCUCGUUAAAUCUGUGAACCACAAACAUCAGUAAACGAGUUCCAUCUCUUCAGUUAACGAUCCAGGUUCAAAUCCUUUAAUUCUCUUCUGUUUACAGAGUCAGAGAAAAGCUUGAUUUUGACCUUUGACCUCCGAUCAUUUCUGUGACCACUCGCUGCUGGUGCCGACCCCAGGGUGUCAUUAGUCUGAUGGUAAACACAGCGCCCCCUGCGGUCAUGACGACGCCUCAGGUAAUAACCCGAACCACAGAGGAAGAAACAUCAGUCACCUUUAGUGUGUUUGUCACAGGGAAUUACCCAGAGUUCAUAGUGUUGUGAACUUUGACAAGAACCCACGUUUUCAUCUGAGGAAAAACAAAGAGCAGUAAAUGUUCAGUAAAGAACUUCAAAUUAAAAGUUGUUGUUUCAUUCCUGUUUAAACUUCCUCAUCUUCCUCCAGACUCAUUUCAUUUCUUCCUUCUUUCUCCUUCUCCUCCUCAUCCCUUCUGUUUCUCUGUUGUAAAUAUUUAUUUCUCAUAUUCUAGACACAUAUUUCCUGUCGAGUGGUAACAAACAGUUAUGAUCGUUUGUUUUAUUCGUUAUAUUUGAGACAGUUUCCGUCCGCAGCACUUUCCUAAGACACUUCAGUGUUUGUUCACUGACGUGAUGACG